GUCAUAAUAUGUCCCUUCCCGGAAACAGGAAUUACGGGCAGAAAUAGGGGGUAGUGUUUUUUUGUUUUUGUUUUAGAUAAAUUGUAAAGAAUAAUAGAAAAUUUCUUUCUGUAGAAUUUUAACCUGUCAUAAAGCGAUUUAAGUGAACACAGAAACGAACUGUAUUUGUAUUGUUCUGUAGGGAUUUACUGAAUUGUCGGUUAAUAUAACUGAAUUAUAUCCGAUUGUGUGCGGCAGGCCGAACACUGUUGUUAUGCAACGCUGCAUUGUUCUUGUAAAUAUAAUGUAAUGUAAUAUUUAUUACAUGUAAAAUAUAUUUAGUCCCUCAUAGUAGUUUAAUAUGAGCGUACAUUGAGACAUUUAGCGAAGAAACAAUCCGAAUAAAUUUUAUAGUGUGUAACUAAUUGCUUUACUAAUAUUCUAACAACGUUCUAAUGAUUUUGGACUAAGUGAGGUAUUUGAAUACAAUAUUGUGUAUAUAUUAGGACAGGGUUUGUUUUUGUUACUGGGCUGAAGAUUAUCUCGGCGGUCUGUUUGUUUUUAUUUAUUUAUUAAGCAAAAGGGAUAUAUAUAAUUAGAUUAAAAUAAUCUAACUGACGCCGACAUUAAAAGCAUCUGUUCUCAAUAAUUCGGCAUAGCAUAUUUGUAGGUGUAGGUACUGUGUAUUUGACGAGUAGGCUAACAUGUAUGCACCACCGGGAUCUGGACUGCAAGGAAGCCGGCGAAGGAGAGGGCCGGGUGGAAGCGCACUCCCAAAGCAGCCGGAGAGGAGCCUGGCGUCGGCACUACCCGGUGCCCUCUCCAUCACUGCGCUGUGUACGGCGCUGGCAGAGCCUGCUUGGCUGCGGGUUCACGGGGGCACCUGUCCUCGACAGGAGCUGGGGGUAGCUGAUGUUCUGGGAUACGUGGACACCAAACUACUUGAAGAUUACUGUAUGAAUCCUCAAACGAUUCUCCAGCUCCGUGUGAUUGCUGCCUUCUGUUUCCUGGGCAUCCUGUGCAGUCUCUGUGCCUUUCUGUUGGACGUCUUUGGGCCAAAACACCCUGCCCUCAAAAUCACCCGCCGGUAUGCCUUCGCCCACAUCCUGACAGUUCUGCAGUGUGCCACAGUGAUUGGGUUCUGUUACUGGGCCUCCGAGUUGAUCCUGUCCCUCCAGCAGCAGCACAGGAUGUACCACGGCUCUCUCAUCUACGUCACCUUCGCCGUUAGCUUCUACCUCGUCGCAGGGGCUGGUGGAGCUUCCAUCCUGGCCACAGCUGCCAACCUGCUGCGACACUACCCCACCGAGGAGGAGGAGCAGGCUCUGGAACUGCUUUCCGAGAUGGAGGAGAGCAGCGAGACCUACCCCGGGGACUACGACCUUGCCAACCAGUUCCAGCCGCCCCCCGCCUACACCCCCUAACUGCACCAGCGUGCCGAGGACACUGCGCACUCACAACACAGGGACAGUCGCCACAGGACUGCCGGACAUCCAACUGCUUAUCCUGGCCUAUUGAUGGUGAUAUAUCAGUAAAACCAUUUAUUUCGGUGGUUCUCAACUUUGGUCUCCCCUGAUGAUGCUGCAUUCACGCUAAACUAAGCCCCCGUUGGGAAUGACCUGCAUUGCAUCCCAUUUUUUGCUCCAAUUGGGGCCUAAAAGAAGCAUUUUUAGUAGCUUGGUAGACAGCAUGUUUCUAAAAGACUAUCUAAAUCUGCCUGUCAGUACUGCAUUUCCUUGUUCACUGCAGAGGCAAGCAAUUCAGAUUUUGAGCUACUGAAAUAAAUCUAUAAAAUAAUUAUUAAACUACUUUUUUUAUUGCCAUUAUGUAUCUAGGAAAGUUGCCAAAGUGACUCUUCCCCAAAAGUACUUAACGAUCAUGCGUUGGCAGUAAUAUGAAAAUAUUGUGGUAAUCUCAAUUGGAGAGUGAAACUGGUUUGAGAUCUUUGUUUCCACAUGUGGUAGAAUGCUAUUUUGAUUGCUGAAGUUUAUGAAAAUAAUUAUAUUGAAAAUGAGUUAAUAUACUACAGCAAUUACUGUAGCAAAAUACUUAUCCCCUUUAAAUACUUAAGAACAUCUUUUCAUAGAGCUAUUGUAUCUUUUUUUUAUUUUUUUAUUUUUUUUAUAAACCAGAUUCACUUGUAGAAUUACCCAUGUUUAAACAAUUGGCACCCACACAAUGUUGCUGUGCUGUGCAGUUUUUCAAUCCCCUUCCUGUUGCCAUGACACCUCUAGGUGGCACUGUUCAGUGUGGGUUCCCUGAGUACCAAACACUCAAGACCGUGACACACCAGUGCCACUCUGCUCUAGAGAGCACAAAUUGCACUAGGAACUAUGAACAGGGCCUGGGAUUGUAUUGCUCUGCAUUGCUACUGUAGAUUCCCUGGUGGCAUUGCACUUUCUCUUCUGAUUUCCAAACAGCAUUUAUUCUCUAGUCUCUGCAUCUGGGCAGCAGUAAAGGGGGAACAAAUCUGAGAAAAGGCCCAAUAUUAUAAAAAUUGUUCUAUGAAACCAGCCAGUAGUCCUAAACUUAACUAUAACUAUACAUUGUAACAAAAUAAAUAUUAUCUAUAAAGGAUACAUAUAACGUAAUUAUACUAAUUAAGGCAUGGCUUAAGAUUACAACAUUUUGAAUUAAAUACAUGGAAAUGAAUUAUUUCAAGUGGUGAUGUACUACAGCUUUAGCUCUUACAGAUAUUAUAUACCCUACAAUAGGUGCAUUUAUAUGCACUGAAUCCAAUUGAUUGUCAUUCCACGAUCAUGUUUGCAACAGAUUUAGGUAGUGUGAUUGGGUAUAAAUAUCUACUGGAGGGGAUUGUCUGUUUCAAAUCAAAUUCAGAUAGACUAUUUUAGCACUAGCCCCUCCAAUAAGCAUCUAGGGUUUGCUAUAAACUGACUCAAUAAUGCCUCAGAGAAACUAGAGAGCAUGGGUCAGCAUUAAUAAAUAGACUCAUAACCUCUUCCCUCUGUCCCAAGAUCAUAACAUAGGAGGCUGUGUGGUCCAGUGGUUAAAGAAAAGGGCAUGCAACCAGCCACUGACUCAUUGUGUGACCCUGAGCAAGUCACUUAACCUCCUUGUGCUCCGUCUUUCGGGUGAGACGUAGUUGUAAGUGACUCUGCAGCUGAUGCAUAGUUCACACACCCUAGUCUCUGUAAGUCGCCUUGGAUAUAGGCGUCUGCUAAAUAAACAAAUAAUAAUAAUAACCUCUUCCCUCUGUCCCAAAAUCAUAACCUCUUCCCUCUGUCCCAAAAUGCUGCUUAAAGGCUGCGGUCCAGGGGACAGAGAGCGAAGGGCCACCUUUAUACUUCCUGUACAGAUUGCUGCCUAGUACACAGCAAAUUAGUCCAAGCUCUGUCCAUGUUGCCAACCCCUUAAUGAGGUGAGGUUGCUUCUUUUGUGCUCUAGACCAUGGGAUGUUAACACUUAGCAUGACAUGUCAUCAGUCAGGCUGAGUUGCCAUGUAAAUUGGGAGUUUUUUCCUAAGGCGUAACAUGGUGUUUCAGUAGAGGCUUUGUGUAUGUGUGUGUGCUUGCGGGGCAUUCAGUAGGCUUUACUGCAGAUUAAGGGACUGAGCUGUUAACUUUGGGUUAAGACUUCCACUGCUUUUUCGGGGCAACCUAUCCGCAGAGCACUAGCUAUACUUUAAAUUGGCUGAACAAGUACAUGGAUUUGUUUAUUAUCGGUUUGCUACUGCUGUUCAAAAAACACUUUGUACCCUCAUCACUGCUGCAACACAAGCUCCCUGUUUUAUAUUACAUGUUUAUUUUCCAUGCAUGGUUUAGAACUGAAAAGCCUGCUUCAUCUAGACAUUGUUAUAGAUUAGCGAAAUUUGUAAUCAUCGCUUUUUAAUUUAAAGAGUGUGAUCUGAUUUGUAUGUUGUUUAUUAUUAUGAUUAUGUUGGUGUUAAUGCAAGUGUGAAUUGUGAGAUAUAACUUGAUUCUUGUGCAUAAAGUCUGUACAGCUACAGCCUAAAUGUCACUUUGUUUUUUCUUACGUUUUUCUUUUGUUUUUACUGGUGAAGAAUAAAAAGAAUCACAGGAAUAAA
Molecule: messenger RNA, 4024 nt
Organism: Acipenser ruthenus (sterlet)
Lineage: Eukaryota; Metazoa; Chordata; Actinopteri; Acipenseriformes; Acipenseridae
Product: transmembrane protein 127
Exons: 3
Coding region: 684-1403 (239 amino acids)
Biological process (GO): negative regulation of cell population proliferation; negative regulation of TOR signaling
Cellular component (GO): membrane
Source: RefSeq, a predicted model, not a curated record